AUGUCUUCCAACCGCAAGCGCAAGGCCGACGAUGAUGUCGAUAUGUCUAGUUCACCUUCCUCAUCUCCAGCCGCUCAGAACCGCCAACUGGCUCGACCCAUGAAGAGAUACCGUGCCAACGACAUUACUGGACGCCCCCUGACGCUUCCCAGACUUCUUGAGACUCUCGAUGCAGCAUCGCUACGAAGCGUCCUCCAACAAAUUUGCGAGAGGCAGCCAGAGAUUGGCGCAGAGGUUGUGAGAAGCGCACCCAGACCCUCUGUCACAUCGGCUUUCCAAGUCCUGCAGGAGUACCAGGACAAACUUCAGGCCGCAUUCCCUUACGGAGAGACGAGCUCCGAUUAUGCGUACUACAGAGUCAAGACACCUCUGGUCAAUCUUCUCGAUGCCCUUGCCGAUUUCACGCCCCAGUACUUGCCGCCGAAUGAGCAGCAAGCCACCAUCUCACUUCAGUAUCUUGACGGCGCUACCAAGCUCAUUCACGCCCUGCCCGACUGGGAAAGCCAGACAUAUCGCCACCACAAGGAAAACGCCUAUGACGAGAUUUCAAGAGCUUGGGCAUUGGUCAUCAAUGAAGCAGCCAAGAAGGGCGCUGGAUUUGUUUUGCACAGCGGCAAUUGGGAUCAGAUCUUGGCCAAGCACAACCAACAAUCUGGAGGACGUCUGGGAAGUGCCAUUAGCGCCAUGGCAGCCAAUGUUGGCUGGGUCGGUGGUGGUCCUAGCGGAACCAGCUCGCCCUCUCAUCAGCAGCAACAGCAACAACCUUCAGUCCUAGACGACAUCUUGUCGGGCAACUACGGAGCACCUGUUCGCGUGGGUCCGUGGUAG
Molecule: messenger RNA, 828 nt
Organism: Pestalotiopsis fici W106-1
Lineage: Eukaryota; Fungi; Ascomycota; Sordariomycetes; Amphisphaeriales; Sporocadaceae
Product: Tethering factor for nuclear proteasome STS1
Exons: 1
Coding region: 1-828 (275 amino acids)
Biological process (GO): nuclear protein quality control by the ubiquitin-proteasome system; proteasome localization
Cellular component (GO): nucleus
Source: RefSeq, a predicted model, not a curated record